Paramecium tetraurelia is the source of this 2232-nucleotide messenger RNA. RefSeq lists its product as uncharacterized. Lineage: Eukaryota; Ciliophora; Oligohymenophorea; Peniculida; Parameciidae. The transcript is spliced from 7 exons. The record is from RefSeq and is a predicted model, not a curated record.
AUGGAUUUCAAAUAAUCAAUAAAUGAUUCUUUGGAAAAGAUGUGUAAAUAAAUAUAAUAAUAUGUAUUUCCGAUUUAAAAAGAAAAAUAAGAAUUAUAAGAAUUUGAAUCAUAAUUAAGUUAUUUUGAAGAUAUAACAUAGUUAUCUAAGUUGUAUUCUUAAGAAUAAUAGUAAUCGCCUAAAUUGAUAUAGGAUAACCAUUUUAUCAAUGAAAUAUAAAUAUAAUUUGAACUUUUAUUCAUUAGUUCUGAAUACUUUUAGACAGUCGACACAUUUAAGAAUACAAAAGAAAUAAUUAAAGAUAUAAUAGACAAUAAUGUAAUUGAAUUAGUUCCUUCAAAUAUAACCAAGAAUGAUUCUAAAACACCAAGUUUAAGUAGAAUUUGUAGUUAUCAUAAAAAGGAAAUAAUUAUGAUUGAUAUAGAUUCAUAAAAAUAAAAAAUAGAAGAUAGAUUUGCAUGUGUGGAUUGUAUAUAUGAAAAUCCAUAGAUUUAAUAUCAAACUAUUGAAAAUAUAGAUAAAUAAUGGAAGGAAUACAAUACAGAUAUUGAAAAGAUAAUAACAGAAUAUAAUAAGGAAAGCAAAGGAAAAAAAAGUGAAUUAUUAAACUAAUUAGGACAAAUGAGAAGGAAUUACAAUAAAAAAUUGAAUGAAAUAAGUGAAAAUUUGAUUGAUGAAUAAUUUUUAAGCAUUAACAAGACGAAACAAACAAAUCAAAUUCAAAAUAUUUCAAUUAAAACAUUAGAUGAUGAAUAAUUGUUGAAGGAUUUAAGGUAAUUAAUUAAAAAAGAAAAAGUUACAUAAAGUCAAAUAAUUACAAACUUAAAAAAUAAAGAUUAGAUUUUCAAAAAAGACCUUUAAUAUCAGUUAGAAUCUUUGCAUUAAUAUAAUUAAUAAGAUAUUUAAUAAUCUUUGGAAAUAUUGAAAGAAGUUUCAAUUGAAAAAGAUUUAAUUAUGUAAUUAACUGAUAAAUGCUAAGAUAUUUAACAAUGUGCAUAAGAGGAUGAAAACUAUAUAAACCAAAUUAAUUUUAUCAAAGAAAUUUAAGAUUUGAUUGAUUUAGCAAAAAAACAUCAGUGUCAAUAGAAUCUAUUUGAUUAGACUAUUCUGAUUUAUUAACAACAUUUUUAGAAAAUUGAAUACAUUAAAUAAAAUAUAUUAAUUAAAACAUAAGAUUAAGCGGUGAAAUCAGAAUAAUUAAAAUCCUAAUAUUCUAAAUUAUCAAAUAUAUUGAAUGAAUAUGCGAAUACUUAUGAUAAUAAUACGAUACAAAUGAAAAAAUAUUGUAUGAUUAAAUAAUUGGAGAGUGAUAUAGUAAAGUUAAGAGAAACUAAUAGUAAUUUGGAAGUUGAAAGUAAAGAUAUUAAAUUAUAAAUAGAAGAUAAUUUAAUUAGUUCUAUGUAAAAGUAAUUUAAGUAUAAAUUAAAUGAGACAAAUAUAAAAAAAAAAGAAUAAAAAUAUAAAAAGAUGAAAGAAUAAUUAAAAAACGCUGUUAAAGAUAAUAUCAAAAUGAAAAAGUAAUAUGAAUAAGAUAAAACAAAAAUGAUGGAGAAAUUUGAAGAUGAAUGUAAAGAAAAUAAAGUAAAAUUCGAAUUAAUUAAAGAUUUAACUUAAAAAAAUUCAGAAUUACAAGAAGCAUUAAUGAAACUUGAUUAAAUCAAUUAAGUUAAAUCAGAAUAAGAAAAAUACAGUAAAAUGGAAAUAGAAAAAAUUUAAUAAUUUAAAAAAUCAUUAUCAUUUUCUAAUAAUUAUAAGAGUGCUAAUUGUUAGGUAAGCGAAGAUGCAAAAAUUGUGGCAGAAGUAGUUAAUGAUGGUUAUUGGUAUUAUUGUCUUUGUGAAUAAGCAAUUCCAAAAACUGGAAAGAUAUAAUUUGCAUUCUAAAUCAUUAGUGGAUAAGGUUUUAUGGUUGGAAUUGGAUUUAGAGAGAUUAUGUAGAGAAAUAAUUAUAAGAGUUGUUAUUAUACCGGGUUUGGAACUUAUUUAAUCCUCAAUGAUGGUUGCAUUUUUUCACAUCAUAAUGAGGAUCUACAUCAUAAAAAACAAUCAUUUGCUUUUACAACUAAUGAUGUCAUAAUAGUUGAAGUAUGCAUCGAACAUAAAUAUAUUAAAUGGAGUAAAUCGAUUAAUCCAUAAUUAAUGUUUGUUUUAGAUAUAGAUACGUCAUAAGAAUUGUAUCCAUGUUUGGGUGUUUUUAAUUAAUCUAAAAUAAAAUUAUUGCAUAAUAUACCAUGA